Branchiostoma belcheri (Belcher's lancelet) is the source of this 1971-nucleotide messenger RNA. Its product is annotated as zinc finger and BTB domain-containing protein 46-like. The coding region runs from base 139 to 1971 and encodes 610 amino acids. Gene Ontology annotation, biological process: regulation of transcription by RNA polymerase II. The transcript has 6 exons. Gene Ontology annotation, molecular function: RNA polymerase II cis-regulatory region sequence-specific DNA binding; DNA-binding transcription factor activity, RNA polymerase II-specific; protein binding. The record is from RefSeq and is a predicted model, not a curated record. Lineage: Eukaryota; Metazoa; Chordata; Leptocardii; Amphioxiformes; Branchiostomatidae.
AGGUAAAAACACAACCUCCUCGGUUUAGGACAGUUUUUCGUCGUUUGUGACCCUCUUGAAUCUUUUUGUUACGAUAUAUUUCAUGUUGAUGUUCCUACGUUAUUGAGUGAUAGAAGAUCGCUUGAGAUUGGUGUAAUAAUGGCUGCCCUGAUGCCACACACCUGCCAGUACCCGGCCCUGCCCUCCCACAUCCUCACCUGCCUUCAGCAGCAGAGACAGACAGGCUCCAUGUGUGAUGUCAACAUCAAGGUUGGUGGCCGUAGUUUCCCUGCCCAUCGGUGUGUCCUGUGCGCCUGUUCUGGGUACUUUAAGGCCCUGUUCACAGAGAGGGAGGUUCAGAGUGUGGAGUUACGCCUGGUAACAGAGAAGGGCCUGUCUGUCCUGCUGGACUACAUGUACACAGCACAGCUGCAGCUGACAGCAGGGGACGCACAGGAGGUCAUGCUGGCAGCUGUGUACCUGCAGGUGACCGACAUCAUGGAGGACUGUACAGCCUACCUGGGUCACACCUUCCAGCAGAGCCAGCUGGCAGGUCAUAGGUCAACAGUUACUAUGGCAACCAUGUCACAGCAUGGACGGCAAGACAACAGUCAUGGAGAAAACAGUGCUUCAGAAGAAAGAGCAGGAUCUGAAAGAAGAAUUCAUGUUGAGCAAUCUGGGGAGCGGAGUGGACCCAGGCAGGUACGAGACACAUGCGGGGAUGCUGUCCAUCAAAUGGAUGCUGGUCAGAGUGGAAGCGGAUUGGAUAGAGUACAUGAUGGGGUUUCCAAUUCAGCCAAUCACAUAGCUGGAGGCCAGGCCAACGUUGGAAACAGGCUGAAAGGAUUGCAUGAUGGGAAAGCAAAUUCAACCAAUCACAGACCUGUAGUCCAAUCUGAGGUAGGAGACAGACAGGACAGAGUGCAUGAUGGGAGAGCCAGCUUGACCAAUCACAGACCUGCUCUCAAGGAUGAGGUAGGAGACAGAGAGGAAAGAGUGCAUGAUGUCAGAGCCAGCUCGACCAAUCUCACAUCUGGAAGUCAGUCUACUAUAGGAUACAGUCAAGAAGAAGAGUAUGCUGUAGUAGACAAAACUGGCUGUUUACAAACUAGCCAGGACAACAACAUGGAUGUGUCAGGUCCAUCUCCUGUCACUGUUAAACAAGAACCUGCAGAAAAUGAUGAAAAUCCUUCUUCAGAAACCCAAGACAGUUCUGCAGCUAUGGAUGAGCAUCGUUCAUACUCAGAGUUUCCAGACUGUACGUUUGGUUCUGAAUCCUUCUCCCCAGCCGUGACUGCAGAAUCAAGUAGUCACCAUUCUGUUGAGAGGAUAGGCACAAUCGCAAACAAUUUGCUUCAACAACAACAAGAGCUUUAUAAAGAUAGUGCAAGUAUUCAGCACCAGGACAGAGCUGUUGUUCAACCUGGAAGCCAAGAGAUUCAAACGUCUCUUCCAGCAUUCACCCCGGGUGCUUAUGGACCUUUGAACUCUUUGCAAGGUCUCUUCCCAAUGCCCUCUGACCCCUUAGUACCAGUUGACAUUUGGCCUGUGACCUCUGACACAAGGUCAGGUAGUAUGGACACCAGUUUUUACAGCAGGCCCCAGAACAAGCAUGCCUGUUUGAAAUGCGGGGCGGCGUUCAAGUAUGCUAGUUCCCUCCGUGCUCACAAGCUUUACAAGCAUUCGAACGCCCGUCCUUUCAUCUGUUCAACAUGUGGGUACAGCUUCAAGGACAAAAGCAUGCUGAAACGGCAUUCUAGAGUCCACAGAAAGCGGCCCGGCACUUGGGACUCCUCACCAUCUCAAGUAGUGUUCAGCUGUACCGAGUGCUGCGCCGUGUUUAAGUACGACAGCUCGCUGCGCGCCCACAGACUGUACAAGCACAGCAACGCGCGCCCGUUCGUGUGUCAGGACUGUGGGUACGCCUUCAAAGCCAAGGGGAUGUUACUGCGGCACAGACGGUCACAGCAUGCCGAACCUGAUGGACAAUAA